AUGAAGUACGUUCAGCUUACAAUCGAGCUCAUCACCAAGGCCUUUGAGACAUUCUCCUCUAAGAAGGGAGUGGAGUUUAACAAGAAAGAUGCAAAUAAGAUCUUUAAGGCGCUUGAUGAGGAUGAGGGAGUAGAGAGAUACUACUUUUGUGGAGAAAAGUGCACCAAGUCCAAGCGCAAAUGCAUGAAGGAAGUUGAUGAUGAAGGCAUGCAUUGUUAUGUCCACGAUCCUGCGCGCAAGUGUCAAGGCACAACUAUUAAGGGUGCUAAUUGUGGUAGUGUAGCCAAACUUGGUCAAACAUACUGUGGACGUCAUCAAGAUCAAGAUAGAGGUUAUAUAAAACGUAGUAACAACAACGCACCUGUCGACAAGCGUACUAAGUCUUCCAAGGCUUUAAAGAAGACACAUACUUCUAAGUUUGUGUCUUCCGAUGACGAUAUGACUUCCGAGGAUGAAGAACCAAAGAAGCGAAAGAGAAACAAGCAGGAGUCAUCGGAUGAAGAGCCGUCCGAUGAUGAUGAUGAAGAAGAUAUAAUUGCCGUCUCCUUUCCGUUGAGUCCAAAGUACAUUAUUAGGCUAAAGGAAAAGAAUCUCUACAUUGCAUUGUGUCCACCUAAGCUCAUGGGCAAGAAUCUCCCUGCGCCAGAAAUAUCUGAGAAAGAGGCACGCAUAUUGGCCAAGAUGGGUCUUCAAGAGGCAACUUCAGCAGAUGUAGAAAAAAUAGAAGAGUCUUCUGCUGAUGAGAAUUCUGACGAUGAUACAGAUGAUGGUGAUACGUCUGAUAAUGCUGACUCUGACGAUGAUUCCUCUAAAGAUAAAGACUCUGAUGAUGGCAAGUCCAAUAACAGACCUGAUGUAGAAUCUGGAGAUGAUACCUCUAAGGAUAACCCUGAUGAAAAACUAUCUCAUAAAAAGCCAUCUAAGGAUGAUGAGAAGAAGACUUCUCGAAAGAAAAGGCAUUCAGAGAUGCCCAAAAAUGCAGAGCCAUCUUCUAAUGUAGAUGUUUCUAAGGAUGAAAAAGAUGAACACACAUUUGCACUGGCCACAACGGUGCGUAACAUUAGAUCAGAGAAAGACAUACCACUUGCAAAGGAUGGAGGAUGGAUGGUUCAUCCUAAUAACGACAUGCUUGAGUAUGCAACUAACUUUACGAUGAAGGCUAAGUACAUUGUCAAGCUAUGUGGAAAGAAUACAUACGUUGGCCUGUUUACGCUUGAUCAUCUGCGUGGCGGUGGUGAUGUUCCAGAGAUGGAUAUCUUGGAACGCUCCAUGCUUAGCAAGAUGAAACUUCAAGAAAUGUCUGAUGAAGAGAGAAAGAUGCUUUUCAACGAGGAGGUCGAAGUAGAAGAGGAACUACCACACAUUCUCAAGAUCCGCAAGCAAAACAUUGUAGUUGGCUUGGUGACUGAUGACCACAUUGGUGCAGAGAAUGUCGACUAUGAUAAUCUUAACCAAAAGGAAAAAGAAAAGAUCUUUGCUAUGGGCUUUAAGCCACAAUGGUCUAAGGAUAGGUCGACAGAGAAAGCUAUCGAAGAAGAACUCCGCGAGGAAUACGUUUCGGCAGAUGAUAGUAUUCAAGCCAAAGAGAAAAGUACGAUGGAAGAAAAGAAGCCUCUUGAAGUAACAUUUGAGACCGCAGAAGAGUAG
This is a messenger RNA of Linnemannia hyalina, 1647 nucleotides long. The record is from the annotation of a GenBank genome assembly. NCBI's taxonomy places the organism in Eukaryota, Fungi, Mortierellomycota, Mortierellomycetes, Mortierellales, Mortierellaceae.